This is a messenger RNA of Aplosporella prunicola CBS 121167, 429 nucleotides long. RefSeq lists its product as uncharacterized. Lineage: Eukaryota; Fungi; Ascomycota; Dothideomycetes; Botryosphaeriales; Aplosporellaceae. The record is from RefSeq and is a predicted model, not a curated record. Bases 143 to 361 code for a protein of 72 amino acids. The transcript has a single exon.
GCAGCAAAGGCCUGGCGCUGGAGAGCGCGGGCGAAGGGGCGAAGCAUGCGGGAAGCAGACAUGGUGGAAGCCCUGCUGGGAGCGGCAAACGGUCAGAAAACAGAUCGCAAGAUGUUUGGGCGGCGGGCGGGUGAGGGCGGGGAUGCGGGCUGCGAAAAAAAGGGCGGCUGAGGGCGCCCUGUGUCGCUUGCGCGUGUCUGGCUGCGUUGGCUGGCUUGCUGCUCACGUACAAUUGAGUCGGAUGCGUGUCGUCCGAAGAUGGCGGGAGAUGGUGUUGUUGCGGGUAUCAGUCUGGUCGUUGGUAUCUUUCCCCGACGUCUUCGAAGAGCUGUCGGAUCAAUUCGGGUCACGUGCACGCUAGGCCCGAAGGAGUUCUUUCGGGCAAGCCGGCCCUCGACAUCAUCUAGGUAGUUACAUCACUCACACCCG